AAUGCACCACUUCUCUGGCCAUGCUGAGGCCGCGUCCCACAUACAGCAACUAGAAGGAUGUGCAACUGUGACAUACAACUAUCUACUGGGGCUUUGGGGGGGAAAAAAGGAGGAGGAUUGGCAAUAGAUGUUAGCUCAGAGCUGGUCUUCAUCAGCAAAAAAAAAAAAAAGGAGGAUUAACAUGGAUGUUAGCUCAGGGCUGAUCUUCCUCACAAAAAAACAAAAAAGAAAUAAACACAUAAUAUAAAAAAAAAUUUCUCAGGCAACUAGACUUUUGGUGGUGAACGCAGUGUAGUCUAUACAGAAGUCGAAAUGUAAUGAUGUACAACUGAAAUCUAUAUAAUGUUAUAAACGAAUGUUACCUCAAUUAAAAGAACAAUAGGAAAAGAAAAAAUCAAAUAAAGAAAUUUUAAAGGUAAGGAGGGGAAAAAAAGAACAUUUUUUAUUUGUUAAGAAAAAAUAAAUUUAAAAAGGAAAGCAGUACUUAAUACCACUAAACUGUACACUUAAAAAUGGUUAAGAUGGUAAAUUUUAUGUUAUAUGUAUUUUACCACAGUAAAAAAAUUUUUUUUAAAUUUCUCACCUAGAAAUAAGAACAGGGCUGGAGGUAGAUUGAAUGGCUGAUGAUAGAAUGCAGCAGGUAUUAAAAUCAUGUGGCCCAGGGGUGGGGCUGUUGAGGUUUCUGAAGACCACAGAGUCAUUUCCCUGAGUAUUACAGCUUGCUUCCUGAGAGGGCAUUUGGGAAAGAGGCUCCAGCAGAGGGCCCCAAGAGAGAUGCCAGCGCAUCUCGUGUUCUCGGGGCAUUGAGGGUGAACAAAUGGUGAUGAGGAUGAUGACAGAAAGCAAGAAAAGGAAAUUAGCAUUCAUUGGACACCCAGGAUGCACAAGGCACUUUGCUAGUAUACACAUUCUCUUUUAUUUUUCCAAAGCCUUGAGUGCAGUCAUUCUCAAUCAGGGGCAAUUUUGCCCCCAAGGGAAUAUUUGCCCGUGUCCAGAGAUAUUUUUAAUUUCGAAACUGGGGGAUGCUACUGACAUCUAGUGGGUAGAGACCAGAGAUGCUGCUAAACAUUCUACAAUGUACAGGACAGACCCUCACAACAAGAAUUAUUUGGCCCAAAAUGUCAAGAGUACUGAGGCUGAGAAAUCCUGCUUGAAUGGUAGGCAUGAUAAUCUUCAUUUUUAUGGAUCAGAAACCUGAAGUUCUGAGAAGCUACCAGGCAUUCAAUCCUAGGCUUAUACAGCUCCAAUGCCAUGCUCUUUCACCAUGCCGUAGUGAUAAGAAGAACAGUGAUGGCAAUGAAGGUGGCAAAGAUAAAGAACUAGGGCACAAAUGGGUGCUCAAUAGAUAUUUGUUGAAGAAGUAAAAGAGUGAAUGACGGGGGGCAAUAAUGAGGAUGAGUGUGAUCAUCCUCUCGCCACCCUGACACGCCACCUUGUUCUUGUUCCACAAUACAAAAGUGAGUCAGGGAUUAUGAUAAUAAAUAAAAUCAAAUGAUGGUGGGUGGCCUCAAGCCCCCAGGCUCAAUUUCAGGAGGAGUCCAGAUUCCAGUGUCUGGGGGUCCAAAUGGAACUACAAGUACUAGAAGUUCUACAACUACGUGGAAGUACAAGAAGACUAUCUGUACACUCUCCUCCUUCACCUUCUCUAAAGAGUUAGAGACAGAUAAGAGGUUCUGAACUGAGUUUGGGUGACCAUUCCCCUCUUUCUCCCAGAAGCCUGGCCCGGCUAUGGCCCCAGAGGAAGAGGAGGAAGUUGCUUCCCAGCUUCUAAAAUUUCUGUGAAUUUGGAGUUGGGCUGAGCCAGAUUUGUUCUGGGAAGCCCUGAAUCUUCUGGGAGGGAACAGUUGAAAGGAAAGAGGGUGGAAGGGGAGGAGCCUGUGAUAAAAGAACAUUUCAUUUCACUUCCUCUUUUGGGCUCCAAAAUUUGUCCUCUGGGGUGAUCUGUCAAGCCUCCAGAGAAGCCUGUGCCUGCCGCCCUGGUGCUGUGGAGCCAGGUCACUCCAGGAGGUGAUGGAGAUUCCUUCAUUCCUACCCAUGCCUGCUGCUGAGAGGAUCUGGGCUGACUGCACACUCUGCCGUCCUUUGGGCCACAUGCUACUGUGGACAGCUCUGCUAUUCCUGGCUCCUGUUGCUGGGACACCUGCAAAUCUCCCAAAGGCUGUGGUGAGCCUUGAGCCCCCGUGGAUCAAUGUGCUCCGGGAGGAUACCGUGACUCUGAAGUGCCAGGGGGCCCACGCCCCUGGGAACGACUACACCCAAUGGUUCCAUAAUGGGAGCUCCAUCACAACCCAAGUCCAGCCCAGCUACAGCUUUAAGGCCAGAAACAACGACAGCGGCGACUACAGGUGCCAGACGGGCCAGACCAGCCUCAGCGACCCUGUGCAUCUGGAUGUGAUUUCCGACUGGGUGCUGCUCCAGACCCCUCACCUGGUAUUCCAGGAAGGGGAGCCCAUCCUUCUGAGGUGCCACGGCUGGAGAAGCAAGCCUCUGUACAAGGUCACAUUCUUCCAGAAUGGAAAAUCCAAGAAGUUUUCCCAUCUGAAUUCCAGCUUCUCCAUCCGACAAGCAAACCUCAGUCACAGUGGCGAGUACCACUGCACGGGAGUUAUAGGGCAAAUGCUGCACACGUCACAGCCUGUGAACAUCACUGUCCAAGGGCCUGGGGACUCUUCACUGGUGGUGAUAAUCGUGUCUGUGGUCGCCGUGAUCACUGCAGUGGCCAUUGGUGCUGCCGCAAUAGGCUGGUUCCGCCUCAGGAAAAAGCAGAUCUCAGCUCUCUCAGGAACCCCUGAGCACAGGGAUAUGGGAGAGACUCUCCCUGAGGAACCAGGUGAGUGCAGCUCCCCUUCUGGGGGCUCAGUGACACCCCACCUGGGGCUGCUGUAUGGAUUGGAGCCAGCAAGAAAUGGCUUGUCCAAUUUCACUGAUGCUGAAGAGGCUAACAAAACUGAGGCUGAGAAUACAAUCACCUAUUCACUUCUCUUGCACCCAGAAGCUCUGGAGGAAGAAACAGAGCCCCCAGAUUACCAGAACAUUUAGUCUUUGUUGUUUUGCAAGAGACUGGCGGAAGAAAACCAGAGAGGCCAGGAUCUGGUGUCUUCUGAAUUCUCCUUAGGGAGGCCAAGAGGAUGCUGCAGUUCCGAAGGAGCAGGACUCUUCCAGAGUUAUCUACAUGAAUUCUAAAGCUCCCUGUCCUAAAAGCCAUAGACAAUAUGGCCCUAGAUGACUGACUGUGCUGAUUCCUUCUGUGCCUUAGCACUUCUCACCAUCAAGACUCUUCUGUUAUACGUCCACACAGCCAAUAAAAAUUACAUUUAUUAAGAGAUUGUAGCAACAUGGGAAAUGCUUAUGUGUUACAUGAGAAAAAUUAUGUAAGUGUAUAUGAUUUCAGAAUUGUUGAAACAGACUAACAUAUGCCAACGUAUUAAAAGUGAUUGUUUUAAGGUGAUGGAAUUAUUGGUACUUUUCAUUUUCUUUCUUUAUUUUUCUCUACAGAUCAUGUAUUACUUUUAUAAUAAAAUACUAUAAAUACAA
Diceros bicornis minor is the source of this 3534-nucleotide messenger RNA. Its product is annotated as low affinity immunoglobulin gamma Fc region receptor II-b-like. Gene Ontology annotation, biological process: cell surface receptor signaling pathway. Lineage: Eukaryota; Metazoa; Chordata; Mammalia; Perissodactyla; Rhinocerotidae. The record is from RefSeq and is a predicted model, not a curated record. The coding region runs from base 2011 to 3039 and encodes 342 amino acids. The transcript is spliced from 8 exons. Gene Ontology annotation, molecular function: transmembrane signaling receptor activity.